Molecule: messenger RNA, 1136 nt
Organism: Fragaria vesca subsp. vesca
Lineage: Eukaryota; Viridiplantae; Streptophyta; Magnoliopsida; Rosales; Rosaceae
Exons: 3
Coding region: 112-828 (238 amino acids)
Biological process (GO): regulation of defense response to fungus
Molecular function (GO): metal ion binding
Source: RefSeq, a predicted model, not a curated record
CUGCUCAAUUUAUAUGCCAACUCGGGUCACUGACUCCCGUCCUAUUCAAUCAUUUUAGCUGGGAAGGUUCCGUUCACAAAGAACAUCAGAUCCCAUCUCACUGCUGCAACAAUGGGGGAAAAAAAGGUGACGAUAAUGGUUCUGAAGGUGGACCUUCAGUGUGAAAAAUGCUACAAGAAGGUUAAGAAAGUUCUGUGUAAAUUCCCUCAAAUACGAGACCAGGCGUACGACGAGAAGAACAACCAGGUGAUCAUCAAGGUGGUCUGCUGCAGUCCUGAGAAGAUCAGAGACAAGCUAUGCUGCAAAGGAGGUGGCGCCAUCAAGAGCAUCGACAUCUUGCCGCCCGAGAAGCCCAAGCCCAAGGAGCCUGAGAAGCCUAAAGAGAAACCAAAGGAGGCUGAGAAGCCUAAAGAGAAACCAAAGGAGGCUGAGAAACCUAAAGAGGCUGAAAAGCCUAAAGAGAAACCAAAAGAGGCUGAGAAACCAAAGGAGGCUGAGAAACCUAAAGAGGCUGAAAAACCUAAAGAGAAACCCAAGGACGCAGAGAAGCCGAAGCCUUCUCAGCCUACUCAGCCUCCGGUUACUGCUUACCCUCCGGUGACGGUGAACGCGUGUUGUAUGGAAUGUUACGGAGGGCAUCCGGGUGGUCCCUGCCAAACUGGGUACGGUUACGGUGGGGCAGCACCAUACAUACAGUACGACGGCUACUAUGGAAGGCCAGUGUACGAUAGUUACGGCGGUGGGAGGAGCUACGCCACUAGUAGUUACUGCGUGACACGCCCUGAUUGUUUCAGUGAAGAAAAUCCCCAAGCGUGCGCCAUCAUGUAAAAUCGAUCAUAUCUGUAUACCUGCCUUGACCUUCUACUAUACUUUGUGGGAAAACUGCUUCCAGCUCGAUCGAUCGGUGUCUCCAUUUUUACAGUGUACGUUAAAGUUGGUGUUGUUUUUUAUAUAUAGAACAAAAGUAAAAUAAUAAAGCAUGGUUGGUGAUCAAUGGUGAUGGUGGUGGAUAUGUCACGAUCAGGUUAGCCAUGCCAGCCAUCCAUUAUAGAGCUAGCUACAAGAAGAAGAAGAAGAAGAAGUUGUUACAAUCUUUAUUCCAUUAAUGAAAUAAAAGUUCCAUCAAAUUGCAUAUG